Messenger RNA from Dreissena polymorpha, 7502 nucleotides. Its product is annotated as low-density lipoprotein receptor-related protein 11-like. Gene Ontology annotation, molecular function: protein binding. NCBI's taxonomy places the organism in Eukaryota, Metazoa, Mollusca, Bivalvia, Myida, Dreissenidae. The transcript has 4 exons. The record is from RefSeq and is a predicted model, not a curated record. The coding region runs from base 434 to 2443 and encodes 669 amino acids.
UUAAAAAUACUCGUUAUCUUUGACAUGUUUUUUCAUGAGUAAAUAAACUUAGAAUUAAACAAGCACAUACAAUACAAAAACAAAAUAUUUCUAUUUGAUACUAACUGACAGGUAACAUAUAUUACUAUCAAAAUGCAAUCGUUCUGACCCAUAAGUGUAUCAUAGAACUACAAAAUGACAUGCAUUAGAUUAAAAAACAUAAUUACCAGUUAAGCUUAGCUUAUUUAACCAAUAAAUAAACAUUAAUCACACUUUGCCUUCUUCCUCGCAUGCAGCAUAUGUGGAUGGGGAUUUUCCUGCAGGAAGUAAUAUCUAUAAUAAUCCUUUCUAUAACUCAGCUUUCAAAACACCGCUUGAUAGCCAGUACAAGUAUGGUUUUCCAAUACCUGGAUUAGCCAAUCAGCAAGCAGGAGGACUUCUGCCAACCAAUCAGAUGUUCCAGAAUAGUAUGCCAGCCAAUGUAAAUCCAGCUUUCUACCUACCUGGAAUGACCAAUCAGAAUCCUGCUUACAACAAUCUGCAGCCAGUUAGAGGAACGAAUCAAGCAUGGGGUGGCAACAUUAUGCCCAACCAAGUCUAUAAUAAUGUUCCAUACCAGCAAGCAGGAUUUUAUCCAAUACAGAAUGCCUUGAGCCCAAACUCACAACUAGAACAACAAGUGCAGCCUCGACCUCAAGCUCAGCUUCCAAAUUUUAAGAAUUCAGUUCAAGGUUCCAAUGGACAGGCUGUUGAGGAGAGUUCAGGAACCAACCAGACAAAUAGUUCUGUGAAGACAAAGCUUGUUGAUCAAGGAGCCCCCAAACCUGUAGCUAUGAACAAGGCUAAGAUCCUUCCAGACUACCAAGACCUUAGUAAGGACUUGGAUUAUCAGAACAGCGAAUUGUAUGAUGCUGCAAAUAAAGAAGCUAAGAGCAGUAUUAAAAAACAGCCUGAAGAUGUCUCCAAGGGUGUUUCUGGCAAUUAUAAAGAUGCUCCAACUGUUAAUAGACAAAGGACGCAAGAUAUGAACACUCCAACAAGGCAUGAAGACAUGGAUGACCACAAUGGGAGGCAUUCUGAAGAGACUGAAAUCUUGGGUAGCCACCAAGACGGACACCCCACUCUUCCUCCAACAUCAAAGACUAAAAGUCAGAUCAGCAAGCCAACACAGUCGACAGUGGCUGGACAGAAGGUGGGGUCAGGCCAGCUAGGGGGACACAAGAACUCUGAAGACUUCCUUGACUACCCAUGGCUGAACUACGAGCAAGAUCCACCCAGAGUGAGUGGGAAGAAGGGAUCUCGGCUGAACCCUGUGCAGGUUGACAAAAGUACAAGUAAUGACAGAGAUGGUGGCAAUCAUGUGGUAGAUGGGGAUAAAAUACUGAAUUCAAAACAGACCUAUUCGAAACAGGAAUCAGAUUCAACAGCUAAAAAUAAAGUUCAGCCAAUGAGGAAUAGGGGAGGUCAACCAUCUAGGUAUGAUGUAGACGAUUAUGCGUUUGACUACAGAAAACCAUCUGGGGGAAAUCGGCGACCGGUUUAUGAUCGGUACGGGAAUCGCCUUGACAAAACUGGCAAUAGCCAGGGCCCAGUGAAAGACUCAAGGUACCCAUAUUAUGACUCCGGGUAUCCGGAGGGGAAGAACAGGAACCCAUACCCUGUGUGGGACCCGUACAAAGACGAGUAUUACUACCCUGACACGGAGACAGAUCCGGACAUAACUCCGGAUGAAAACCAGAAAUUAGGUCUUGGCUUUGAUAGUGUGCAAAAAGGUAAAACAGAUGACAUGAGUUACAAGGACGCAGAGGAAUCAUCAAAAUCAAAAGGCUCUCCUAAUGUAAAUGGGCCGGCUGACAAACCCUCAGUUCAAAAUACUCCAAGUGUGACAGUUCCAGUUGCUGAACCAACCCCUGCCCCCACUCAGAAACAAGAUCCCGAAGCAAACAAAGCUGGAACCACAUCAACUGAAACACCGAAAACUGUUUCAUCUGCCACAGGGUUAAGCACAUCUAAACAGGUUGAGAAAGAUUCUAAAAAUAGUAUCACAGAAUCUAAAAAUAGUAUCACAGAAUCUAAAAAUAGCAACACAGUAUCUAAAAAUAGCAAUACAGAAUCUAAAAAUACUGACACAGGUUCUAUGAAAAUUGAGAGCAGUUCUAAGAACGUCGACCAAAACUCUAAAAACAGUGGCUCAGAUGGUAAAAAUAGCAACUCAUCAUCUGCAAAUGUGUCUGAUGAAAAUGGUGUUUCCUAUCAUAUACUGAAUAGUGGUAUGGUCAAAGUUGAGUCAUUCACAGACGGGUCUCUAGGUCCAGUGGUGGCACUGUCCCUGGGGUUGGCUAUCACACUCAUGUUGCUGAUAUUUGUGGGCUGCAGGCUUCGUACAGUGAAGCGUAGGCUGCGCAAGGGUCGGGCCCUUCAUUCAAACGAGGCUGAUUACCUCAUUAACGGCAUGUACCUUUAAGUUGGAGAGCCUUUUUACAAAAAAUAAUUAGGGUAAAAAUAGGAUCUAUGAUGGCAUUAUGUUUCAUUGAGUUUCUUUUUUGGUUCACAAAUAUAUAUUGAAGUUUAUUAAUGCCUACAGGUUAGACUCUUAUUCAAACGAAUAUGCUUAUCUUAUUAAUGUCAUGUACAUUAAACUUGAGAGCUUUUUUUUCCGAAAAGAAAUGUUUUGGGUAAAAAUAGGAUCUAUGAUUACAUUAUGUUAUAUAUUUUGUUUCUUGUUUGUAUUAAACAUAUAGAAGUCAUUGAAUGUUGUCAAUCGCAAAGGUGGAGCCCUCCAGCCAAACAAGGCUGAUUUUCUCAUGAACCCAUAUGCCUUUAAUUCGGUUACAGCCUUUUUUUAGAUUAAAUAAUUUUCAUUAAAAUGAGAUCCAUGUUGACAUAAUGUUCUAUUUUUAUCCAAGUUUGUAUGUGAGUGUUUCUUGUAAGUUAUUGAAGUAACUUUAGCUGGUGACAUUUUCUGUUUCAUAUUAAUGUGUUGUUAUUUUUUGGUUUGAUAAUUACCUUGAAUACUCGCGUCUUUAUUCGGACUCUCUGCAAAUGAAAAAAUUAAAAAGACCGUUUUCAAAUUUAGAUUCAAGUAAACAAAAAGUUAACAAUUAAAAAAGUAUUGUUUGAGUGUUUACCAAAACUGACCAACAUAUUGCUGUUAAUGUUUUUAUUAAUAAUAUAACAUUUUGCCAUUUUUAGUUAAUGACUUAUUGAACUAAAAGUUAUUUUCUGACGUAGUUUAUCUCUUCUGGAAAGGUUUUUUGAAAGUGAAAUGAUGCCUCCUUUUUUAAUAGCUCAUGAUGAAUCUCAUCAGAUAUAUCUUUAUGAAAAUUAUUCUGAUAUAUGAUUUUUUUAGAAAAAAACUAAAAAACAUCAAUAAAUGAAUGUUACUUAUUUACAUUUUAAGUUCUUUGGAAUUUUUAAAUCUGGCAUGCAUAUUAGCAUUUAUCAUUUUAUAUUAUAUGUCUUGUCAUAUGGAAGAAAUUUAUAAAUACUGAUAUUUUGUAUCUCUGUUACGAUAUUAUUCCAAAGAUAAUUAAUGCAUUGUUUUUUUUUUGUAUUUAUUUAUUGUUAUGCCUUAUCAUCCAAAACAGUACAGAUAUUCUUUGAACAUCAAAUCUUAUUUAUUGGAUUUCUCUGUGUGCUAUGAACAAUUUGUUUAAAGAAUUUUGAUUAUUUAAUUAUUUAUGUUGUUAUUUGGUUAUUAAUAUGGUUAAAGUGUUAUUUUGCUGUAAGUUAGACAACCAUCACUGUAUAUCAGUGCAGUCCUGAGUAAGAAUCUAAAGAUAUUGUAGAAAUUAUGUGUCCUUAUUUAGAAUGUGUAAAAUUAAUUUAGAAUAGAAAAAGGUAUUAAUAUUUGGGUGUAUUUGUGUUAAAAAAAAACAACAAUUUAAUUAUCCAGCAAAAUACAUGGAUUCAGAGGAAAUUCUCUGUAAAUUUAGCUUAAGUUAGAGUUAUGAGUAAUGUUAUACUUACAAAUAAAGAAAGCAAUUUUUUGCACAAGUUUUGGUACCACCGUAUUGAAUAUCAAGGGCUGAGAUGAUAAGAUUGUGUUUUUUUAUACAUUUAUUUAAACAUUUAUACAUAGCUCUGUGCAAUCUCACACAACAUGACGCUUAGUUAUGAAUGGGACCAAUAAGUUGUCAUUCAUUUUUUACAUUACAAUUAAUUUAUACAUUUCUUUUACUGUAUUUCACAUUCCACUAUAUUAUGUAUAUAACCUAUACAAUGUAUUGCUCUGAAACCUUUACCUUGCGCUGACCUUUAUGCAUACAGUAAUUUAAAUAGAAAAUAAUAAGUCCCCUUAAUGGAAUCAAAGAGAGUCUACUUGAAAAUACUGUUAUCUUAUCAUAACAAACAUGAGACAGAUAAACAAAAACAAAGCAAUUUGCAAAUAAAAUAAACCAGUCAGACAUGUAAGUGAGGUGCAUUCUCAAGUUCAAAAAUCCAAGAGAGUCCGCUCAAUGUGUCAGAGGUUAAAAACUUUUUUUUUAAUGUUGGAAAGCAUCAACAGCUGAGUUGUACAGAUCUGUCGUAGUCUUAGUCAUGUUUGUUAGGGAGUUACUUUUUAAACGUGAACAUGUACACAAAAUGGUUGUGAAUAACUAUGAUUGUCUUUUCUGUGUUGUGAAAUCGUCUGCGAUAUUUUAAUCAAAGUUUCUUUUCAAAUUUGUUUCUGUUGUUGGUUAAAAUUGCUUUUCCUAUUUGACAUUCUAAUGUUUGAACGAUUCAUAAGGAGUUGUAUGAAUUUUGUCAUUCGAAAAUGGGUUUAAAGCCAUAUGCAAACAGAGUAGCUGAAGAUCAGCCUGCGCAUUCACACAGUCUGGUCAAGAGGUACCCUGUUGGCUCAUGAGACCAUAAAACCGUACAUGACUUUAUAAUGGACAGAGUAGCUUCAGGCCAGACUGAAGGCGUACACAGACUGGUCUGGAGCUACGCUAAUUGCAUAUGGUAUAAGACCUAUUAUCGCAAGACAUAGUUCAUAUGUUUUUGUUAUCAGAAUUGAGGUGAAAUAUUUAUCAUGAGGAAGAUCCAGAGAGAUCAUAAUUCAAAUAUGGGCAUUGAUAUGCUUUUGUAGACAACACUGGUUAAAGUUUAAAACCAUACUUAAGUGAUUAAAGAACAAGUGAGAAAGUUGUCUUUUAUUGUGUGGAAUCCAGUUUGGUUUUGUUACGCUGUGCAAAUGUAUGUACAUUAAAUUACUAUUUGAUCUUAUGUUUUCGAUAGACUGUAAGACUAUGUUUGUAUGAUAUUUAUUGUACUUGUUUGCUUCAAACAGUUGGUUUGAAUUAACAAUGAUAUUAACAGUGAUGUUCAGAAAGUUCUAUUUGUCAGUGACAACUGGUUAUCUUCAAUGUUUGGGUGCAGUUACCAAACCAUCAUAUGAAAAUCUUAAAUCAGGAAAUUGUGUAUAACGAUGCAGGAAGAAAUGUCAUUUUAAAAGGAAAUUUAUAUUAAAAUGGAAAUGUUAAUUUCCAGAGAUCAGCAUACAUUGGUCAGACUUCAGCAAAACAAUCCAAUAUAUUAAGGUUUCAAAAAUAAAAGAUGACUGUAUUUACAAUGUUUUUGUUUUUGAAAGUAUAAUAAUAAAAAAAAUAAUAAUAUACUGUUAUGUAUAUUUCUUAUUUUUGUACUACCAUGUAUUAUAAUGUUACGCAUUUUUAAAAGCAUGUUGUUAAUGUUAUGACGUUUAUAUACCUCUUUUUGGGGAUAUGUAAAUACUUGCAAAUAAUAUUGAUGUAGAUUUUCAUUCAUAAUGAGCCGUGUCAUGAAAAAUGGGUCUUAUAACAUAGUGUGCGUCUUGGUCAGGAGCUAAUAAGACCACAAACUUUGUGUGAUUUUAUAGCGGACGAGCUAGCUCCUGAUCAGACUGCACGAAUGCACAGGGUGGUUUUGAACAAGACUGGCCCCUUGUGGCUUAAGACCCAUUUUGGCAUGACGCUGUACAUAUGUUGAGUAUUUAAGCCUCUUACAACAUUACCAAUCAGUAACUCUUGAAGAGCACUUGUGCAUGUUUGCUUACAUGAUGUAAAUGCACUGCUAGGUAUAAUUUGUCAACUUUUCUAUGAUGUGUAUGCACUGCUAGGUAUAAUUUGACAACUUUUCUAUGAUGUGUAUGCACUGCUAGAUUUAAUUUGUCAACUUUUUUAUGAUGUAUAUGCACUGCUAGAUAUAAUUUCUCAACUUUUCUAUGAUGUGUAUGCACUGCUAGGUUCAAUUUCUCAACUUUUCUUCAGCAUGUUUUGAUGUACAUUUUUAGCCCACUUCAGCACUAUGUGGUCAGGAUGAGCUAUUGGGGUACCAUGAUCCAUCCUUUAUAUGGGUGUGUAUGUCAUGUAUAUAGUGAAACCAAAAAUAUCUCAUUCGCUGCAAAUUGGCAAAGCCCUGAGGUUUUGUAUUUGUUAUGUGGCAUCAUUUAGUGGUCCUUUUAUAAAUAAUUUUCAAUUAUGUCCCUGGGGGUCACAAUUACAUUGUUUUUUAUAUGUAAAAUGUCAAAAUUUGGACAUCUCUGAAAUCACAAGACCUAGAAGUUUGCAUCUGGUAGAGAGGUCCUUUACCAACUUUGUUAAAAUCUUGCCAUAAAGCUGGACAAGACCCAAGGAUCACCCGUUUAUAACACAAAUUUACAUAGGAGAAAAAAACUUAAAAUCUUCUUGUAUGAAAUUGCAAAGCACAAGGCUUACAUAUUUGGUAUGUACCAUCAUCUAGAGUUUUUCUACAAAGUGUGCUCAAAUUAUGCCUCACAUUUGGUAUCAUUUUUGUCGAGAGUUGACUACAAACUGUUUGUUACAACUUUGCCUGUGGGACCAGAUAUGUUCAAAGUAUGAACCUGUUGCAAAAGUAGCCCCAAACCAGGGGUCUCAUGUAUUGUACUUCUGAGUUACAGUUUCAGAGGUGAACGUUCAAGGAUACUCAAGUCCUCUUGGUUGUGCAUUUAGUAAUAUGUAUUCUUAUUGUUUUGUGGCUUUUUCAUGUAGAACAAUCUUUUUCACCAUUUCCAUACAAUUUUGUCCUAUUUCUUUUCUAUGAUAAUUCCAGCUGUUUGAAUUCCAAAGGUACAGAAUUCCAAAAUAUUAUACUUGUGAAGAAAUUCAUUUGAAACCUUAUUGUCUUAUGCAUGGAACAGCUGUCUUGUAUGUGAGGUAGUAGUAGUAGGAGCUCUUCUUUUAAAUUAAAAUCAUGUGAACCAAGAAGCUUAAACUUAAGUUGUUUUAAAUGUAUAGGUUUUGUGCAAUGGAAUUUAGUUUAGUUAAACAUUUAUGUACUGUUACAUGGUGUCAUUAAGUUUUUGUUUAUUUUAUUAUUUGUUUGGUUUAAAGUGUAACAACUAUUUUGUUCUUUAUUUCUUUAAGCUGUUAAGUGUGGAAACUACCACAAAUGUAUGUGUGGAAACAUUUACAAGUACAAUAGCUUUUAGCUUUUUGUAUGAUUUUACUAUCAUGCUAUUUUUUUUCAACAUUUCUGUUAGCAAACUAACGGAAACAGACUAAUUUCUGAAUUUGCAUCACUAAUAAAAUUUGAUACAAACA